This is a messenger RNA of Nothoprocta perdicaria, 1303 nucleotides long. RefSeq names its product protein phosphatase 1 regulatory subunit 3D (gene PPP1R3D). Gene Ontology annotation, biological process: regulation of glycogen biosynthetic process. NCBI's taxonomy places the organism in Eukaryota, Metazoa, Chordata, Aves, Tinamiformes, Tinamidae. The transcript has a single exon. Gene Ontology annotation, cellular component: protein phosphatase type 1 complex. The record is from RefSeq and is a predicted model, not a curated record. The coding region runs from base 1 to 930 and encodes 309 amino acids. Gene Ontology annotation, molecular function: glycogen binding; protein phosphatase 1 binding.
AUGGAGGUACGUGCCCCUCGGAGGAGUCCCAGCUACCUCUCCGAUCUCUACCAGAACAUGCUGCGGGCCGAGGCAGCGCCGGGCCGGGGGCAGCAGCAGCAGCCGCCGCCGGCGGUUCGCGCCAGCAGCAGCGUGACCCUCCUGAGCAGCGUCCCGGUCAAGGGGGGCUCGCAGCCGGAGCGGCUCCGGAGCGGCACCGCCAACAGCUGCGACCCGGCCCUGCGGCCCAUCAUACGCCGCCGGGCGAGGUCUUUGCCCACGUCACCCGAAAGAAGGAAGCGAGCGGGAGCGCAGUGCCGAGUCGCGGCAUGCGAGGGCCGCGCGAACCGGGUGAGGUUUGCCGAUGCUUUGGGCUUGGAGCUGACCGAAGUGAAAGUCUUCCAGACCGGAGAGGACCCGUCCAUCCCCUUGCAUGUCCUCUCCAGGCUCUCCAUAAACUCAGACCUCUGGGGCAGCUGCUUGGACCUGGAGUUCACCAUGCAGUACUUGGUGCCUGACUUCCAGCAGCCUGCAGACUGCAUGGACUUCUCUGCCCGUCUUCGGGAGCAGCAGGUGUGCCUCGAACGAGUGACCAGUUCAGAUUUUGGACUCAGUGGCACCAUUCAAGUUUGUAAUAUUGCUUUUGAGAAGCAGGUAUCAGUGCGAUACACCUUCAAUCAGUGGAAAAGCCUCCAUGAAGCGCGUGCUCACUGGCAUAGUAGCAUCCCUGAGAAAAACGGGCAGGCUCAGGUGGAUGUUUUCACCUUUUUUCUCCCUGUACCUUCUUUCCUGCUUCAGCUGUGCUCRGUAGUCCAAUUUGCAGCAAGAUACCAAGUCAAUGGGCAGGAAUAUUGGGAUAAUAACGGAGGCAAAAACUACAGUUUUACCUGCCGAAAUUAUCCCCUUAAAAUGCCCAGAGAAUGUGAGGAGAGCUGGAUCCACUUCAUCUAAGCAAAAGGAAUGGAAUGAAGAGCAGCUUCUGAAUAGCCUGUUCUCAUCCCUCACACUGCUUUGUGCCCCCACAGCCUCCAAGCUCCUUUUCGAAACCUGCCAAAACUGGCCAAGUGUUUCAGAACAGGAAAGUAGCCGCGGGUAUGCACCAACUGUUCCAAAUCCUUUGGAAAGUGUAAAGGGCCAAAACGUGUUCCGAGCAGCAUCCGUUGAAAGCCCAUGGGAUUUCUUGUAGUGUGUGAAUUGGUGCAGAAUGGUUCAAAGGGAAACUGUCAGACUACAUAUCCAAAAGCAAAGAAAGAGACUUUUAUGUUGCUAUUAGUAUUCUGGACUGCAUAAAGUAUUUGUAACCAAUCUAUUUUACUAUUUUCUG